AUGGCGCCGGCUCGCAGGCUGUCCUCGCCUUCCCGGACGCUCGUUCUCGACAAUGGCGCCCACACGAUAAAAGCAGGAUAUGUGAUGGGCGAGGCCGUGGAUGAGCCUCGCGUGAUCCCGAAUUGCAUCGCGCGCGAUCGAUACAAGAACAUUUACGUCGGGUCCGAGCUCUCCAACUGCACCGAUUUCAGCGAGGUCGCAUUUCGGCGCCCGAUCGAGAAGGGCUUCGUCGUGAAUUGGGAGGCCGAGCGGGAGAUCUGGCAGCGCGAGUUCUUCGGCGACAAGGCACCGCAGUCGUGCGACCCCUCCGAGACGCGACUGUUGCUUUCCGAAGCCCCCAAUUCCCUCCCCACCUUACAGACGAAUUGCGAUCAGAUGGUCUUCGAGGAGUUUGGCUUUGCUAGCUACUAUCGCGGCAUCGGCCCGUCCUUCAAUGCCUACCACGAUAUUCAGGCCUAUUUUCGAACCCUGCGAGAUUCUGGAACUGCCCCCCUGCUCCCGGCUGAGAUCGUCUUGGUUAUCGAUUCCGGCUAUUCCCACACCACCAUCACUCCCGUCCUUCAGGGCAGGCCGAUUCACCCUGCUAUCCGAAGGCUUGACAUCGGGGGGAAAUUCCUGACCAAUUAUCUGACACGGUUACUUUCGCUCCGCCAUUACGAUAUGCGCAACGAGACUUACAUCGUGAACGAGAUGAAGGAGGCCGUAUGCUACACCUCUCUCGACUUCCAGGGCGAUCUUGAACGUACGUGGAAAGGUACGAGAGGCGAGCGGCGGCAACCUUACCUCGAUGGUGGAGGUAUAGCCAAGGAUUACGUCCUCCCCGAUUUUCACUCGAGGACCAAAGGUGUUGUGCGCGAAUUCGACCCCCUGCAGGCCUCGAGAGCAAAGAAACUGGCGGCCGUGAGAGCUGGCGAGUCGAGCGAGGACGUCCUGACUCUGAGGAAUGAACGGUUCACUGUCCCCGAGCUCCUGUUCCAUCCUUCUGAUAUUGGCAUGCGCCAACCGGGUAUUGCAGAUCUCGUCAUGCAAUCUCUGCGCGUGUUGCCUGUCGGGUUGUGGCCCGGCCUCCUCUCUAACAUUAUCGUCGUAGGUGGCAACUCUUUGUUCCAGGGGUUUGUUGAGCGGUUGCGGAAAGAAAUCGUUCAGCUUGCGCCCGACGAGUGCCUCGUUCGAGUUGGCCGUCCCGCAGACCCGUUGACGAGCACCUGGUUAGGCGGUGCUAACCUAGCUCGACACGAACAUAUCAACCUCCUCUCAGUCACGAAACAGGAUUACGAAGAAUACGGCGCGCCGUGGGUUGCCCGCAAGUUUUCCACCAGUUUGGGGACGUGA
Durotheca rogersii is the source of this 1332-nucleotide messenger RNA. RefSeq names its product Actin/actin-like protein. The transcript has 2 exons. Gene Ontology annotation, molecular function: nucleosome binding. Gene Ontology annotation, cellular component: Swr1 complex. The record is from RefSeq and is a predicted model, not a curated record. Lineage: Eukaryota; Fungi; Ascomycota; Sordariomycetes; Xylariales; Xylariaceae. Bases 1 to 1332 code for a protein of 443 amino acids.